This is a messenger RNA of Rhizophagus irregularis DAOM 181602=DAOM 197198, 378 nucleotides long. RefSeq lists its product as uncharacterized. Gene Ontology annotation, cellular component: endoplasmic reticulum; EMC complex; membrane. The record is from RefSeq and is a predicted model, not a curated record. NCBI's taxonomy places the organism in Eukaryota, Fungi, Glomeromycota, Glomeromycetes, Glomerales, Glomeraceae. Gene Ontology annotation, biological process: autophagosome assembly; protein folding in endoplasmic reticulum.
AUGUCUAGUCAGUCACCACAAAAUCAAGCAUCUCUAUACGUUCCCGAAAACAUUGUUCAUAAUGUCAAAACCAUCACGUUUAUUCGUUCUUCAAUGUCAGCUAUCACCGGUUCAGCAGCUGGAAUUUUGGGCUUAACCGGCUACAGUGGUUUCAUAUUUUAUACUUUAACAGCAAUUCUUACUUCUUUUCUAAUAUGGUCAAUUAAAACUAAUGCGAAUCCAGGAGUAUACUUUCGUAAUGGUUCUGAUGUAUGGACUGAAGGUGUAUUUGGUGGUUUAUUUUCCUACGUACUAUUUUGGACUUUAUUGUACGGAAUUGUUCAUGGUAUGUUAUGUGCGAAAACAAUAAUCUUUGACGUAUCUAGCGCACUUAUUUAA